UGUCUCAGGGACACAGAAGAUCUGCUGAGAGAUAAAGCUCUGGGCUGUUUCCUCAUCCGCCUCAGUGAGAAAGCCAUCGGCUACAUCCUGUCCUACAAGGGCCACGACAGGUGCCGGCAUUUCGUCAUCACGCAGAAUCAGGACGGUCAGUUUGUCAUCUCGGGGGACUGUCAGACGCACGGCAGCCUCUCCGAGCUCAUCGAGCAUUACAGAGUCAGCCCCAUCCAGCCCUUCGGAGAAUACCUCACCUCCAGCUGCUACCAGGUGAACUCAGGUGAGCUGUACGAUGUGGUGAACUACAAAGACACAGAGAAGUCUGGGGUGAGUGUCCAGGCUCUGCGGACUCUGUGGGACCACAGACAAGAUGUUCACGGUGACCCCGGCAAUAAUCAAAGACGUCAGCAUCAGAGUGGCCCUCCUGCAGCGCAGCCGCCUGCAGCGCAGCUUCCUGUGCUGCCACAGAAAUCCAAAAGCAGAAAGCUGACGGGCACCGUGUCUGCGGACACCGUGUCCCUCUCACAGGUUGUUCCUCCGGUACCAAAGAGAGGGAUCCCUCUGAGCUUCUCCCUCAGCGGAUCUCUGCCCGAAACGACGCCACAUCCGAGUGAAACCCGGACCGACCCGAGCAGAUCGCAGAGACUCGGAGGAAACGCAACCACAACAUCCGACGCACUGACCGACCCGGGUUCUCCUGCAGGGACCACAUCGCCCUCUCAGCUGGAGAGCAGGAGCACGUCUCUGCCGAGACUCCACCACAGGAACACUGAGGAGGAGGAGGAGCAGGAGGAGCAGCAGGAGCAGGAGGAGCAGGAGUACUCCAACCGGCUCAGCAGCGCCUCCUUCUCAACAUCUCACUCACCUCCCGCGCUCAAGAGGGUCACCUGUCACACCUACUCCCUCCACGACCCCAGAGACGCCUCCAGCUCCCAGCAGCAGGAUGACGAUGUGGAGCUGUCCAGGUCCAACCCGCUGUACGAGGCCUCUGAGGGGCUCCUGGGGAGCCCGGUCCAGCAACGGGACGUCAUGUACGCUGAAGUCUCCCAGAGGCCCCCGCCCACUGGGCCGUCUGACGACACCUAUGAGCAGAUCCCCGGGGAGGUCGCCGUCCAGGCCAACACCUACGAGUCUCUGGAGGACGUCAAGACCAAGAAGUCCAAAUCCACCUGGGGCAAAAAUAAUAUGAAUUGGAAAAAGUUCCUGCCUGAUUACAAGAAGAAAUAAAAAGACUGGAAGAAUCGACUGCAGUAACAAAAAACUCAGAAAUUUGGUUUGAUUUCUUUCAAAAACAUGGAAAGAAGGGAAUAAACAACGUAACAAGAAAUGGCUCCAAAUGUGCACGAAUUCUGUACAAAGAAUGAUAACGAAAUAAA
Messenger RNA from Plectropomus leopardus (leopard coralgrouper), 1370 nucleotides. The record is from RefSeq and is a predicted model, not a curated record. Lineage: Eukaryota; Metazoa; Chordata; Actinopteri; Perciformes; Serranidae.